CGCGCCGGGACUGGGGCGGCAGCGGGAGCGGGAGCGGCGGCGGCGCGCCUGGCCCGGGAUGGCGAUGUUCCGCAGCCUGGUGGCCUCGGCGCAGCAGCGGCAGUCACCGGGCGGGCCCGCGGGCGGCGACAGCGGCCUGGAGGCGCAGUUCAGCUGUCCCAUCUGCCUGGAGGUGUAUCACCGGCCCGUGGCCAUCGGCGGCUGCGGCCACACGUUCUGUGGGGAGUGUCUCCAACCGUGUCUUCAGGUGACAUCUCCUCUGUGCCCACUCUGCCGCCUGCCCUUCGACCCCAAGAAGGUGGACAAGGCCGUCCAUGUGGAGAAACAACUGUCGGCUUACAAGGCUCCCUGCCGGGGCUGCAACAAAAAGGUGGCGCUGGCCAAGAUGAGGGUGCACGCAGCCUCCUGUGCCAAGGUCCAGGAGCAGAUGGCCAGCUGCCCCAAGUUUGCUCCCGUGGUGCCCACAUCACAGCCUAUCCCCAGCACCAUCCCCAACAGGUCCACCUUCACCUGCCCUUACUGUGGUGCCCGCAACCUGGACCAGCAGGAGCUGCUGCGCCACUGUGUGGACAACCACCGAAGUGACCCCAACCGUGUGGUGUGCCCCAUCUGUUCGGCCAUGCCUUGGGGUGACCCCAGCUACAAGAGCGCCAACUUUCUACAGCACCUGCUGCAUCGGCACAAGUUCUCCUACGACACCUUUGUGGACUACAGCAUUGACGAGGAAGCUGCCUUCCAGGCCGCCCUGGCCUUGUCCCUGUCAGAGAACUGAAGAAUAGGACCACCUGUCCCCUCCGUGGGGAUGGACCUGCCGCAGCCCGUCCGGCUGAGAAGCGCCUCGUCACAGGGCUGGCUUGGGCAAACUGGAGUGGCUGCUCUCCUGUCUGUCCACCCAUGGCUGCUUUGCCACUGCCAGCGCUAUCUCGUCUGUCUGACCCAUGUGGUUCUGCAGCGCCAGCCCUUCUGCACUUUCCCACAGGCUGGGCCUCAGCCUCCUGGUCUCCCCAGUGGACCCAACAGUUGCUCCGGCCUCUGUGUUUGAUUAGGAACUAGAGUAUUUUUAUGGAACAUUUACAAAAUUCUAUUUUUAAAGAGAAAGAGCCACACUGAGCCGUGGGGUGACUGGGUCAUGCCCAGGGGGCUGCACCCCAACCCACUGCCGCCCCCUGGGAUGAAUGGGGGGGCCCCCGAACAGGAAAUAAAACCUUUCUGAGCA
This is a messenger RNA of Suncus etruscus (white-toothed pygmy shrew), 1216 nucleotides long. RefSeq names its product ring finger protein 166 (gene RNF166). Bases 59 to 772 code for a protein of 237 amino acids. Gene Ontology annotation, molecular function: ubiquitin protein ligase activity. Gene Ontology annotation, biological process: ubiquitin-dependent protein catabolic process; protein polyubiquitination. The transcript has 6 exons. The record is from RefSeq and is a predicted model, not a curated record. NCBI's taxonomy places the organism in Eukaryota, Metazoa, Chordata, Mammalia, Eulipotyphla, Soricidae.